AUGCGGGCUGCUGCGCCGCCCCACGGGCAUGUGCCGUCCGCGCCUUUGGGUCCCUUCUCGGGUCCGCACGGCGGCGGCGGGGAAUGCGUGCGCUCCGUCGCCCGGGAGGCGUGCGAGGCGCCCCGCAGUUUCCAUCCCACGGCUCCGCAGGAGGGCGGCAGUUCGAAACAAGCCACAGGCAGCCCAAGUGGCGGCAACAGCCUCCGUGCAUUUCGGCCGCUGCGCUUCAAGGCGGCGCAGAAGUCGCGGAAAUCCCUAAACCCGCCCCGGCAAGAGGCGCAGCGCGGGUCAUGCCCGCACGGGGGGGGCGGUCUAGCCUGCGGCGAGUGCACCGCACACGGCAAAACUGCCCCGCCGCCCCCACCGGCAUCCGUUCGCCAGAGCUCAACCCAACCGUGCGGUGUCGCAGUGCCGUGCUUUUGCCCACCCAACACACAAAGGAAGGCAAAACUCAAGACAUAA
Trypanosoma conorhini is the source of this 462-nucleotide messenger RNA. RefSeq lists its product as uncharacterized. The record is from RefSeq and is a predicted model, not a curated record. Lineage: Eukaryota; Euglenozoa; Kinetoplastea; Trypanosomatida; Trypanosomatidae. The transcript has a single exon. Bases 1 to 462 code for a protein of 153 amino acids.